Aspergillus calidoustus is the source of this 1614-nucleotide messenger RNA. Lineage: Eukaryota; Fungi; Ascomycota; Eurotiomycetes; Eurotiales; Aspergillaceae. The record is from the annotation of a GenBank genome assembly.
CAAAAAGGAAAAGCGGGACAGCUGCGGCAAUCUUCAGAAAAGGCUCUCAAGAACUUCAUCAUAUCCUCCAGGGUCUUACAACACAGUUGCAUAUCGUGUUCUCUGCCUGGAGCAGAUUCUUGACUUUUACGUCACUCAUCGCGCUUUCACCUCUGCUCCUCCUUUCACUGUCGCUCCCAGGCUGCUCCUUCCUUAACGGCCUUUGACAACACAAAUUUUCCUCCCCACUAACACUUUUCUUCUCUUUCCACGAUCGCCUCAUCCACAACUCACCGCGAUCUCACCGCGACCUCACCGCUCGUACGCUCUUCUACACUCCGAUCCCGCUCGAUUUUCUCCUUCAUCCAUCAAAAUGGCUGCUGUCGCAGAGAACGCUCCCCUACCGCUCACAGACGAGAACACUCCUCCGCCUGCCGUGACCGCUGAAGAGAAGACCGAGAAGACAAAUGGAGACGCUAUUACCGUUUUCCACGACCCAGAUAACUUCAAUGUGAAGCAUCCGCUGAUGCAUGAAUGGACACUUUGGUUCACCAAGCCUCCUAGUGGCAAGGGCGACAACUGGAACGACCUUCUCAAGGAGGUCGUCACUUUUAACUCUGUUGAGGAAUUCUGGGGCAUCUACAACAACAUCUCUCCGACGUCCGAACUUGGCCUCAAGGCAGACUAUCAUCUCUUCAAAAAGGGCAUCCGGCCCGAGUGGGAAGACCCGCAAAACAAGCACGGUGGCAAGUGGUCAUUCUCCUUCAAGGACAAGCGAUCGGUCCCCAUCGAUGACCUGUGGCUGCACGCACAGCUAGCCGCAAUCGGUGAGACUCUUGAGAACGAUGGUGACCAAGAGGUCAUGGGUGUCGUUGUGAAUGUGCGCAAGGGUUUCUACCGUGUUGGACUCUGGACAAGGACCGUGGGCAAGACCAUCCCCGGCGACAAGAGCGGACGCACACCUGCACAAGGCAAGGAGGUGCUUGAAUCGAUCGGUCGACGCUUCAAGGAAGUCCUCCGCCUCGGACCUAACGAGGUCGUCGAAUUCUCCGGACACACUGACAGCGCCCACAGCGGCAGCACGAGAGCCAAGGCCAAAUUCACUGUCUAAACUCCACGAACAAUGUGGGCUUUUCCUGAUGAUACAUGGGUUGUGAAAUUCUUUCAAGACUUAGGACGAUGGAGCAUUUCCAGUCGCGGUAACGACGAACGAGGUGUUGUGCCGGGGAGGAUGAACCGGAACGCUACCCUCGAGACCUCUUUGCUUCUCCGUUGAUGACUUGCUAGUAGACACCAGCUUUUACCUUUUCAUGCUUUAUUUUUGACGAGUCUAUACCACUUAUAUUGGAGUUUAUUUACGGGGCAAAGACAAGCGGUGGGGAACCACAACGGAAAAGCGACGGUGAAGCAUCAUGAGUUUUACAAUCUACAUUGAUAAUCGCUGUUAUUACUCUCAUGUGUCCACGUAGUUUAUAUCAAGCACUUGCCAUAACACAGAACUUCAACAUUACGCGUGAAGCCCUUGUAUAGGUGGUCUGCGAAUUCGAUGGACUGCUUUCCAAUGACGUAUAUCAUUUGCGGUUUAGGUGCAGCACACCUGGGAUUUCCAGUGAGUCGAAACUGAUUCCGUCGUCG